Impatiens glandulifera is the source of this 439-nucleotide messenger RNA. Its product is annotated as 40S ribosomal protein S28. Bases 77 to 274 code for a protein of 65 amino acids. The transcript has 2 exons. The record is from RefSeq and is a predicted model, not a curated record. Lineage: Eukaryota; Viridiplantae; Streptophyta; Magnoliopsida; Ericales; Balsaminaceae. Gene Ontology annotation, biological process: translation; maturation of SSU-rRNA; ribosomal small subunit assembly. Gene Ontology annotation, cellular component: cytosolic small ribosomal subunit; ribosome. Gene Ontology annotation, molecular function: structural constituent of ribosome.
UCUUCCAGCCGCCGAGACCUAGAAAGAAGAACACCGCAUCUCUUUGGAAAAAGAAGAACAGAUUGUCAGUAAUAUAAUGGACACUCAGAUCAAACAUGCUGUUGUGAUUAAAGUGAUGGGGCGUACUGGUUCAAGGGGUCAAGUUACUCAAGUUAGGGUUAAGUUUCUUGACGAUCAAAACCGAUAUAUUAUGAGGAAUGUGAAGGGACCUGUGAGGGAAGGUGAUGUGCUUACUCUUCUUGAAUCUGAGAGAGAAGCAAGAAGAUUGCGUUGAUCUAUCUAUCUAUGACCCUCUUGUGUUUCUUUCUAUCAAUCAUUCUGGUAUUGUGAUUAUCAAGUAUUUGAUUGUUUAGGGUUUUGAUUAUGAAAGAUUUGAUUUUUAAGUUUUCAAGUUUAAGAUUGUUUUGGAUUUUAUUAUAAUAUGUUAUUCUUAGAGUUA